Messenger RNA from Topomyia yanbarensis, 1111 nucleotides. RefSeq names its product DNA polymerase subunit gamma-2, mitochondrial (gene DNApol-gamma35). The coding region runs from base 1 to 1080 and encodes 359 amino acids. Gene Ontology annotation, cellular component: mitochondrion; cytoplasm. Lineage: Eukaryota; Metazoa; Arthropoda; Insecta; Diptera; Culicidae. The transcript is spliced from 2 exons. The record is from RefSeq and is a predicted model, not a curated record. Gene Ontology annotation, biological process: mitochondrial DNA replication.
AUGGCGAAACUAAUUACCGGAAAGGGGAUAGGCUUCCAGCAGCUGCUGGAAGCUUGUAGAAAUAGUAAAUUUGUAGCUUUAGACUUGAACAACGGUGUAAUUGGUAACUUUCAACUGACUCCGAUUGGAAGAAUGCUUCGAAAUAAUCUACGGGAGGAGUUUAAACGGAGUGAUACCGAAACGGUGGUGUAUGAAGGAAGCUGCGGCGUUUCACUGCGGGAAAAUUUACAGUUCGUGAAGGAGUCAUUUUCUACCAACCUGCCGUUUGGUAUUGCUCUGGAAAAACCUUUUCGUAAUGAGAAAAUUUCGCUAAGCGAAUCAUUUCAGCUUGCACUCCCGACGGGAUCAUUCCUUACACGUUCGUAUUUCGUUAAUCCCUCGGUGAGUCGGGAAUAUAUGUAUAAAGUACAGCGACAACGCAAAAUUUGGUGGAUGCGAUUCGCAUGUGAUCCGGGCAGGUAUUCAAUUUCCGAUACGCGUCAGGAUGCUGAAAGUCGAAUACAAACCACCUCCAUUCGGGCACAACUGGGAGGAGAGGAAUUGACAUUGGAACAGCUGGAGCUGAUUCCCAGUGCAACAAUGCAGGAAGAACUAGCAGGGUUUCAAGCUAAAAUUGGUCGUACUAACAGUCGAAAGAUUACCCCAGACGUAAUCCGGAUUGAGCAGUGUGUAGAACUCGCCACGUUGGAAGUGAUAAUGGAUGCAAUUGAAAGUGGCGGUCUCAGUAGUGUUCGAAUACAUCGAAAACUGGCUCCGUACAAGUGUGGGAUCGUUUGCGUGGUGGAAGGUGCUUCCCGACUGGAAGAGCUGCGAGAUCUUGCCAGUCAUCUAGCCAACGUAUUGCGACGAGCGAAUGUCACCGCCCUGGAUUGCACCUCUCCAACAAACGGAUCCAGCGAACGCACUCUCACCAAGCAGCUAAACCACCUGGACUCAAUUGGUGUCCCCUUUAGUCUAGUACUCCGCGACCAAAGCCUGCAGGCGGGACUACUCCAGCUACGAUCCCGGGAUACAACCAUCAGCGAAACCAUUCACAUUUCCGAUUUGCCGCACUAUUUAUUACGAAUUAUAACCAAUUAGUGAAAUAAAUUACAGUUGACUUUAAACGAAA